AUGAGGAAGGCCAUAAGUCUACUUCUUUUAUCCUGGUUCCUCCUCCCAUGCCUAAUGAAUGGCUGGGCAGCGUUGGCGGCGAGACCGUGGUGCCUGUCCAAGCCGGGAACGACAACAGAGAAACUCAUAGCGAAUAUCAACUAUGCCUGUAGGAGCGGCUUAGCGGAUUGCAGAGCGAUACAGAAAGACGGCCCGUGCUACUCCACAGACAUCAUCAAAGUGGCAAACUACGCCAUGAACGCCUACUACUACGGCGCUGGCCAUAGGGACACCAACUGCUACUUCAAUGGUUCCGGCCUCAUAGUCUACGACGACCCCAUUCACCUCUCACUAUGGCAGCUUAUGGGCACUGCAUAUAUCCUUAAUGAAGCAAAUUGGAUCCUUCAUGAAGCAAGCUGGAUUGCUGGAGGAUAUGAUGGAGUUUGA
Molecule: messenger RNA, 426 nt
Organism: Zingiber officinale
Lineage: Eukaryota; Viridiplantae; Streptophyta; Magnoliopsida; Zingiberales; Zingiberaceae
Product: glucan endo-1,3-beta-glucosidase-like
Exons: 3
Coding region: 1-426 (141 amino acids)
Source: RefSeq, a predicted model, not a curated record